Molecule: messenger RNA, 3246 nt
Organism: Dendronephthya gigantea
Lineage: Eukaryota; Metazoa; Cnidaria; Anthozoa; Malacalcyonacea; Nephtheidae
Product: tetratricopeptide repeat protein 28-like
Exons: 2
Coding region: 49-3246 (1065 amino acids)
Molecular function (GO): protein binding
Source: RefSeq, a predicted model, not a curated record
UUAGGAAAAUAUGAGGAAGCCAUUGAAUAUUGUAUAAAAGGUUUAGAAAUGAGUACUGCUAUAGGCGACAAGUCGGGAAUAGCGACUAACAAUGGGAAUUUGGGCAGUGCCUACCGUAAUUUAGGCGAGUAUGAGAAGUCCAUUGACUAUAUCAAAACAGGUUUGGAAAUGAGUACAGCUAUUGGUUAUAAAUCAGGAAUAGCAACUAACAAUACCUAUUUAGGCAUGACCUACCAUAGUUUAGGAGAAUAUGAAAAAGCCAUUGACUAUUUCAAAAAAGGUUUAGAAAUAAGUACUGUUAUUGGCGAUAAGUCAGUAGCAGCAAAUAACAAUGCCAAUUUAGGCAUAACCUACCAUAGUUUGGGAGAAUAUGCCAAGGCUAUUGACUAUGGCAAAAAAGGUUUAGAAACGAGUACUGCUAUUGGUGAUAAUUUAGAAAUAGCAAGAAACAGUGGAGUGUUAGGUAAAGCCUAUCUCAAUUUAGGAGAGUAUGAGAAAGCUAUUGACUAUUGCAAAAAGGGUUUAGAAAUGAGUACUGCUGUUGAUAAUAAGUCAGGAAUAGCAAAUAACAAUGAAAAUUUGGGUGAUGCCUACCUUAUAUUAGGAGAAUACGAGAAAGCUAUUGACUAUUUCAAAAAAAGUGUAGAGAUGAGUGCUGAUAUUGGCCAGACGUCUGCAGUUGCCUCUAACAAUAGCAAUUUAGGCAUUGCCUACCUAAAAAUUGGAGAUUUUGAAAAAGCCAUCGACUCUUUGAAAACUAGUUUAGAAAUGAGAACUGUUAUUGGUGAUAAGCUAGGAAUAGCAAAAACUUGUAAAGACUUGGCAAAUGCCUACCUUGGAUUACGAGACGAUGUGAAAACCAUUGAUUAUUGCGAAAAAUGCUUGGAAUUAAGUCGCUAUAUUUGUGAUAAGGAAGGAAUAGCAUCUUGGAAUGGCAAUUUGGGUGAUAUUUGCGUUAGUUUUGGAGAGUAUGAGAAAGCUAUUUAUUAUUACAAAAAAGGUUUAGAAAUGAGUACUGCUAUAGGGGAUAAGUCAGGCAUAGCAACAAGCAAUGUCAAAUUGGGCAUCGCCUACCGUUAUUUGAGAGAAUUCGCCAAAGCUAUUGAUUACCUCGAAAAAGGUUUGGAAAUAAGUACUAUUAUUGGCGAUAAAUCAGGGAUAGCAGAUGCGAAUGGCGGUUUGGGCAUUGCUCAUAUAUUCUUGGGAGAGUAUGAAAAAUCUAUUGAUUGUCAAAAAAAGUGUUUAGAAAUUAGUACCGCUAUUGAUAUGAGCGUUGUUUUUAGAUGUUUAGGACAAUAUGAAAAAUCUAUUCAUUAUUCCAAAAAAAGUUUAGAAAUGAGUACUGCCAUUGGCAAUAAGUCCGCAAUAGCAAAGAGCUAUUGUCAUUUGGGCAGUGCUUACCACAGCUUUGAAGAAUACGAGAAAGCUAUUGACUGUUUCAGAAAGGGAUUAGAAAUUAGUACUGGUAUGGGCGAUAAAUCUGCAAUAGCCACUCAGAAAUUAAAUUUGGGCAGUGCCUACCUUGGAUUAGGAGAAUAUGAGAAAGCCAUUGACUAUUACAAGAAAGCUUUAGAAAUAAGCAUUGAUAUUAAUGAUCCGUCACUCUUAGCAAUUAGUAAAAGCAAUUUGGGAUUUGUACUUGUAUUAUUAGGACAAUAUAAAGGUGCAAUAUCAUGUUUCAUGGAAUCUAUCAGCAUCCUUGACAAAAUGUUUUUAAACUCAGUACCAGACCAAAAUAAGUUGUCAUUCACUAAACAAUACUUUACCACCCAUGUAAAGAUCAUGAUUUGUUUUAUUUCUGUGGGUCGCAUUGAAUCUGCAUUAUUAGUCAUUGACCUUGGAAGGGCUAAAGAACUUCAUUGCUCCAUUGAAAGAAAAAAUAAAUCUUUGAAUACAAAAAUGUUCGAUUAUGCAAGUUCGGGAUGGAAUAGAAUCAAGAAUGGUGAAGAACAGGUAGAAAUCGAAGAUUUACAAAGCAUCCUCCAGGUAAGCAGCAACGAUAGUUCCAUUAUAGUAUUCGCUUUUGAUUGGCCAGGUUUUCUAAAUGUUUGGGUGUUGAAUAAAGAAGUAAUCUUUAGAUAUAGAGUGUCAAAAUCAGAGGCACGAUUGGAAAAAUUUGUGCAACUGAUAAGUGAAUUGUUCAGAAUGGUGAAUGUGAAUGUUAAUCGGGAUUCCUCGUUUUUCGAACUUAAUUCAGUGCCCAGUAUUGAUGAAAAAUCGAUUCUUCCUUUGGACGUUUUUAAAGAAAAAUCUCCGUCCAAAAAUCUUUAUCAGAAACCUUCUGUUGGGCAUGAUGAUUUAAACCAAGACGGUAUUUUGAAAACAUUGUUUAAACUACUUAUUGACCCUGUAAGCGAUGUGAUUAAAGGCAAUAAACUUAUAGUUGUUGCUGACAAGCAAUUGUUUUUUGUCCCAUUUUCGUCAUUGAUUGAUGAAAAUGGUUGUCACUUAUCCCACAAUUACAGCAUUCAAGUUACGCCAUCAUUACACACUCUAAGGUUUAGCAUUGAACGCUCUCAAGAUCUGGGCCUUGGUUUUGCGUUGUUUGUUGGUAAUCCAACCGUUGGAACGGUUUCCUUAAAUGGAAAAGAAUUUUCACCCCCUGCCCUACCAAAUGCUGCUAGAGAAGUUGAAUGUCUUUCAAAGCUCUUCAAUGCUAGACCCUUAGUGGGGCGUGAAGCUAGAAAACAGGUUGUACUGGAUCUUUUAUCUGGGGCUAGCAUAAUCCAUAUCGCUGCUCACGGUGAACAACUUCGAGGUGAAAUAAUGCUUUCCCCUAACGUUUCUUCGACUCGGCCAUUUUCGACUCUUCCUUAUCCAGACGACUACCUUCUCUCACAGAAGGAUAUUGUAAAUACUUCUUUGCUAGCUAGCUUGGUAGUUUUAUGCUGUUGCCAUACCGGGCAAGGUGAGAUUUCUUCCGAAGGUGUCAUAGGUAUUGCUCGGGCAUUUAUUGCAGCCGGGGCUCGCACUGUUCUCGCCACACUAUGGCCCAUUAGUGAUGAUGCCACGAAAGAGUUUAUGGAAGUAUUUUAUGGUGAGUUGUGCCAGGGAACAUCGGUUUGUGAAGCACUAAGAAAGACAAAGAAUCUCUUCCAAAAACACCAAAUCCAGGCAUACCGGUCUUACAAAAUCUGGGCCCCAUUUACCAUCUACGGGGAGGACGUGGUUUUUCAGAAACAUGACAUCGAAAAUAUCAGAGAUAAAUCACGUGACAUGUUCUCUGGUUUUGUUGUAUUACCCUAA